AUGCCGGCCGUCAAGGGAGAUGGCAUGCGCGGUCUCGCCGUCUUCAUCAGCGACAUCCGUAAUUGCAAGAGCAAGGAGGCCGAGUUGAAGCGCAUCAACAAAGAACUUGCCAAUAUUCGAUCCAAGUUCAAAGGUAUUGAAUUGCGAUUGAGAAAUAAUUCAAAGUAUGGUUACAGGCGACAAAACGUUGGAUGGUUACCAGAAGAAGAAAUACGUGUGCAAGCUGCUCUUCAUUUUCCUUCUCGGAAAUGACAUUGACUUUGGGCACAUGGAAGCGGUCAACCUUCUCUCGUCAAACAAGUACACCGAGAAGCAGAUUGUGAGUUUCGAAUGAACUAAAAUUUGUCACGAUAUAUGGGUGGGUGUGAAAAUUGCGAAAAUGUUGCCAAACCGCGAUCAACGCGGAUUAAUUUCCCGUUGAAUUGUGUUUGGGAUUAAUUUGAUCGACUGUCAAAUGGGAGGACAGCAAUAGAAAAUAUGAUGAAUUUGAAAAAAAAAACAUUGCAGGGGUAUCUGUUCAUCUCGGUGCUCAUUGAGCAACAAUCAGAUCUGAUGAAGCUGAUUGUACAAGGAAUCCGCAACGACCUGACGUCCCGCAACCCGGUGCACGUCAACCUCGCCCUUCAGUGCAUUUCAAACAUGGGAUGCCGCGAGAUGGCCGAGGCGUUCUGCACCGACCUUCCAAAGUUGCUUGUCUCUGGAGAGACCAUCGAUUUUGUGAAGCAGUCGGCGGCGUUGUGCAUUCUGAAGCUGUUCCGUAACUCGCCCGAGCAGUUUCAAACUGGAGAGUACGCCAGUCGAAUUGUGCAUUUGUUAAAUGACUCGCACAUGGUGAGUAGAAAGAAAAAGAAACGUUGGAGCAGGUCAUAGUUGGCACCGGGCCGUGCUACGGUUCUUUGGAUAACUUUCCUAGGAAACGUCAUUUUUGUACACGAUCGGAGUUAAAAUUUGAGAUCUCGAUGAGUUUGAUCCUUUUGGAUAUUUGUCAUUCAAGUAACGUGAAAGGAGCCGUCAAGUAGCCAAGCCGUGUGAAUGAAGGGCCAUAGCUUACUAUCCUUCUCAACGGCUCUUAACUGAAAAUGGUACAAAUCAAAAUGUUUCCCCAUCUGUAAGGAAGUUAUUCAAAGACUCGCGGUAUGGGACGGAACGGCCCGGUGACAGCAAUGGAACAGGUGAAAAAUGGAAGUUCCGGUCAGACUUGUCGAAAAUCAGCCCGGUCCGCACGAGUUCAAACGUUUUUGCACGUAUUGGAAAAACGGUCGAUUUUUCAGAUUUAUUACUUGGAAACUUUGCAAACGCAAACUUACGAAAAAUCAUUAUUUUCGGAAACAAUUUGACUCAGAAAUAAUGUCUUCAAAUUUUUAGUAUUAGAAACCUGACCGAACGGCCUUGCCAGCGACAAGUCUGCUUCCAAAAUUUCUCUAGCGAUGAUUUUUGAAAUAAAACUAAAAACCAUGUAUUUCAGGGUGUUGUCACGUCGGCGGCUUCCCUCAUCGAAGCAAUGUCGAAGAAGUGGCCGGAAGAGUACAAGGGCUCCGUGCCAUUGGCUAUUUCCCGAUUGAGCCGCAUUGUGACCGCGACCUACACGGAUUUACAAGAUUACACCUACUAUUUUGUGCCGGCGCCGUGGCUCUGUGUCAAGUUGUUGCGUCUUCUCCAAAACUACCCGCCACCCGAUGAUCCGUCCAACAAGGCCCGCCUUUUGGAGUGUUUAGAAGGGAUCUUGAACAAAGCUCAAGAUGCGCCGAAGUCGAAGAAGGUUCAGCACUCCAACGCUAAGAAUGCAGUCCUAUUUGAGGCGAUUGCUUUGAUCAUUCAUAUGGACUCAGAGCCCCAACUGCUUGUUCGUGCUUGUAAUCAAUUAGGAACCUUCCUGUCGCACAGGGAAACCAAUCUAAGAUAUCUGGCUCUCGAGUCUAUGUGUCUUCUGGCAACCUCCGAGUUCUCUCACGACGCCGUCAAGAAGCACCAGGACACGAUCAUCAACAGUCUGAAGACCGAAAGAGACGUGUCGGUCCGUCAAAGAGCCGUCGAUUUGCUCUACGCAAUGUGCGAUCGUUCCAACGCCAACCAGAUUGUCGCCGAGAUGUUGGCCUACCUGGAAACUGCCGAUUACUCGAUUCGGGAAGAAAUGGUGCUAAAGGUGGCGAUUCUGGCUGAGAAGUACGCGACCGACUACACUUGGUACGUGGAUGUCAUUCUCAAGCUCAUCCGAAUCGCCGGCGACUAUGUUAGCGAGGAAGUCUGGUACCGUGUGAUCCAGGUAAUCUUGAACAUCCCCGAGUAUUGUCCAAUCAGUUGUGCUUUUUCAGAUUGUCGUCAACCGCGAGGACGUUCAGGGAUACGCAGCAAAGACUGUCUUCGAGGCUCUGCAGCGACCAGCGUGCCACGAGAACAUGGUCAAAGUAGGAGGAUACAUUCUCGGAGAGUUUGGAAACUUCAUCGCCGGAGACGAGCGUUCGACCGCCAAGAUCCAGUUUGAAUUGCUGCACUCCAAGUUCCAUUUGUGCAGCAUCACUACUCGAUGCCUCCUGCUCACCACCUACAUCAAGUUCUGCAACUUGUUCCCUGAAGUGAAACCGUUGGUGCAGCAAGUCUUCCAAACUGACCACAACCUUCGAAAUCCGGAUGCCGAAUUACAACAGCGGUCUAUCGAGUAUCUCCAGAUGACAAAAUUGGCAUCGGGCGAUGUGCUCGCUACAAUUCUUGAGGUGAUGCCGGCGUUCCCGGAGAAGGAGAGCAGUCUGUUGGCCAAGUUGAAGAAGAGCAAGCCGCAGUUGGAGGAGUUGGAGAGAGAGGAGAAGGAAAAACGGUCGAAGCCGUCGGCAGUGAUGAACGAGGGAUCGCCGUCUCUGGUGGACUUGGAUACGAUCAACGAGACGACCGCCUCGCUCGCCGACGUGUUUGCCAACAACUCGGGCACCAGUGUCGGGGCACCUGGGGAUGACGUCGAGAUUGCCAAUAAAGCGGACAUAAAGAAGUUUGUCACGAAGAGCAAUGCGAUUCUCUGGGAAGACGACUACAUCCAAAUCGGAUGUAAGCUCGAAACCCGCAACAAUUUAGGACGUCUUGGCAUGUUCUACGGAAACAAAACUUCGCAGCCGUUCAACAAGUUCUCUCCGAUCAUCACGUGUCCUGGCGCAUUGGCGGUCCAACUUCAGGCCCAAGCGAAGCCGGUGGAGCCAUUGGUUGCUGCUGGAACUCAAGUUCAGCAAUUGAUUAACUUUGUAUGUGUACAAGAGUUCCAGAAGAUGCCUAUAAUGAACAUCAAGUUCACUUUCACGUAAGUCAUCAAUAACUUGUAGUUCAACACAAAAUCAAAAUUUUCUAGUGACCGCGCCGGAGCUCUACAAAACUUCGACAAGAACUUCUACCUUCCUGUCUUUAUAAGCAAGUUCUUCGAACCGACAGUCAUGACGUCGGAGCAAUUCUUCACCAGAUGGAAGUCUCUCGGAGCCGCUUCACAAGAGGCCCAGAAGAUCUUCACCGCGCUCAGCCCAAUGGAGACGGCGACGAUUGAGACCAAAUUGAAGGGUCUUGGAGCGAAUUUGCUGACCGAAGUGGAUCCGAAUCCGGACAAUUAUGUGUGUGCGGGUAUCAUUCACACCCAAACGCAACAAAUUGGAACGCUGAUUCGGUUGGAGCCCAACAAGCAAGCCAAGGUUGGUUUUUGCGGUCGGACACAUAAAAAAGAGUUGAUUUUCAGAUGUACCGGCUGACAGUACGAUCAAGCAAGGAUACGGUUGUGAAGACGUUGGUCGAUCUGCUUUCGGACCAAUUUUAA
Molecule: messenger RNA, 3784 nt
Organism: Caenorhabditis sp. 36 PRJEB53466
Lineage: Eukaryota; Metazoa; Nematoda; Chromadorea; Rhabditida; Rhabditidae
Source: the annotation of a GenBank genome assembly